Molecule: messenger RNA, 1170 nt
Organism: Rotaria sp. Silwood1
Lineage: Eukaryota; Metazoa; Rotifera; Eurotatoria; Philodinida; Philodinidae
Source: the annotation of a GenBank genome assembly
AUGGAAUUUAAAAAAUCGGUCAUAAUUAUUGGAGGAGGAUGGAGCGGAAUUGGGGUUGCUGGAUCAUUUGCGUACAACAAUUUUGAUGAUUAUAUUUUACUGGAGCAAACGGACUGUAUUGGAGGUUUUUGGAAAUAUCAUACUUACGAUUCUGUACGAAUGCACGAUCUAAGUAGAUUAUAUAAAACACCUCAUCAUCUGUUGGAGAAAUAUAAAGAUCAUUUUCUUUUGCAGUCCGAAGUACCGAUGUAUUUACAGCAAUACGCAGAGCAUUAUGGAAUAUCAAAUCGCGUAAUAUUUAGAUUUAAAGUAACACAAAUUUCUAAUCAAGAAGAUGAAGAAUUUUGUUGGAGAGUAACUGGAAUAAACUUAAUUGAAGAUGUUGAAAGAACUUACAUUUGUAAAUACCUUUGUAUUGCAACAUCUUAUUGUCGAGUUCCGCAUAUUCCAGAAAAUAUCAUGAAAUCUAUGGAUCGUUUUAAAAGAAAGAUAAUUCAUUCAGCUGACUAUAAAAACCCUUCUACUUUUGAUAUUUCAAAGCAUAGAAAAAUUCUUAUAAUUGGAGGUGGUCAUUCCUCUGCAGAAAUAUCAACUGAAUUAACAGAUGCUGGAUUUCAUGUCACUAUUGCACAUCGUGGUGGACAGUACUUUAUGAGACAACAUGAUUGGACACCUUACCUAUCAAAUCAAACAAUUGAAAAAUCUCUGCAAUAUUGGGGAUAUUCGAUGGCAGAUGAAAAUUUCAAAAAAAUACUGGAUACAUUCGAUGAACGAUUUUUGGAAAAAAUAUAUUAUAUUAAUAAUGAUAUUAAUUGGGCAAUUCCUUUGUUAAGACCUGCUUCUUUUAUAAUUUUACAUAAGAAAACGUUUAUUGAUGAUGCUCAUUUCAUUGAUUUACUUCGACAAAAGUCGAUUGAAGUUAAAGGAACUGUUAGAGAAAUUGUUGAAGAAGGAGUUAUAUUUGAAAAUAGAUCUGAAAUUCAAGAAUUUGAUGGAAUUAUCUUAUGCACUGGAUUUUCACAUGGACUUGAACAAUUCUUAGAUAAUGCAAAUCAAUAUUUAAGUCAUCAUCGUUAUCGUCAUUUACCACCAGAAAAAGCAUGUUUGCCAAUAACUGAUGGUCGAUGCAAAUCAUUCACAAAAAAACAACCUAUAUUUUCCAGGGUUUGA